Molecule: messenger RNA, 2283 nt
Organism: Argiope bruennichi
Lineage: Eukaryota; Metazoa; Arthropoda; Arachnida; Araneae; Araneidae
Product: microtubule-associated proteins 1A/1B light chain 3C-like
Exons: 5
Coding region: 124-600 (158 amino acids)
Biological process (GO): autophagosome assembly; macroautophagy; cellular response to nitrogen starvation
Cellular component (GO): cytosol; autophagosome; autophagosome membrane
Molecular function (GO): ubiquitin protein ligase binding
Source: RefSeq, a predicted model, not a curated record
UGACGUUGCGUAAUUUACUGUUGUUUCCUAUCGAUCUGUCACAUGUUAGAUUAGGUAUUUCCUUUUUAGUUUCAAAGUUGUUGAAAAUUGAGCCCUUUGCGGCUAAAGAAUCUUAAAUUCGCCAUGCAUAAAAUAUUUCAUGAUCAUUCCGACAAAAACGCAAAUGCUAUGGGGACAUUUAAACAGCGAAAGUCUCUUGCAACAAGGAAGGAGGAAGUUGAAAACAUCCGAACAAAAUUCCCUACAAAAAUUCCUGUGAUUGUUGAGCGAUAUCAUAAAGAGUCACAGCUACCACUUCUGGACAAAACAAAAUUUUUAGUUCCACAAGAACUCACUGUAUCUCAGUUCCUUACAAUUAUAAGAAAUCGUAUGCAUCUUGGUGCCAACCAGGCUUUUUAUCUUCUAAUAAAUAACAGAAGUAUUGCUAGCAUGUCCAAAACUGUUGCAGAAGUAUAUUUAGAAAGUAAAGAUGAAGAUGGUUUUCUUUAUGUAACAUAUGCUUCCCAGGAAAUGUUUGGUUGCUUCCAUACUGCAGAAAUUUGCAAACAAAAGGCCAAAAGAUCUGAUUCUAAGUGUAGGAAAUCAACAUAUCAAAACUAAUAUCGUGAAAAUUCAAUGCAGAUAUACAUUGCUUUAUGGUGAUAAACACUGCCAAAUGGAGAAAGUUCCAAAGACUGUUAAUGAAUGGCUCCAUAAGUGAUUCCUUUGCUCAAAUAAUAUUGUUUAAGAGUAUCUGCUAAUGCCUUUUGGAGUGUUAGCUGGAAUGUCUGCAGUAGAGUUUUCAUGAGCUACAAAGUUACUGUGAAGUUGUUUUACUAUCUUGUAAUUGAGUGCAUCCUCACUAUUUUCUGCAAUUAUUCCUGCUCUCUCUACUUUUUGCAAAUGUCUUGAUUUUUAUUAUAAUUUUUUUAUAUGUAAUGUCCUUUGUUUCUUUGAAAUAUUUUGUGUAUGUUUAUUCUGUCAGAAGAAAUUUUAUUAUUUGAAAUGACUUCUUCCCAUCUUUCUUUUUCUUCCGAAAAAAAUGUGUAUUCUUGUCUUGAAAACAAAUUGUGCUGCUUUGUGCAUAUGUUAAUAAAACUUUUCUUUUCACCAGUAUUCUGUACUAAAAACAAAUAUCUUAUAUAUUAAUGAUUAUUUUGCACUAUUUUAAAUGUCAUUUCCCCCUUCCCUGUAUAAUGUGAAAUAGUAACAUUAUUACUACAAUAAUUUUGAUAGACAAAUUUUUAUUACAUAAUUUUGAAAUUAUAUAUAUUAAUUUACGGAUGAAGUAAAAAUUUGUUGUUUUUAAUUAGGAGUUGCUGUUUUUGUAAAUUUUCAAUUUUAAUUAACAUUGUAUAAUCUGAAUUUAAAAAAAUUGAGUGCCUUCAUUUAGCAUAUAUUUUAGUUUUAUUAAUAAUGGAAUAUUUGAAAGUAGAAUAUUGUUUAUGAAUGAUCUACAGAGAUUUAAAAAUUUCAUUGAUAACAUUUAUAUUAAUUUAUAUAAGUUAGAAAAUUCAUGAAAUUAAAAAAAAAAAUUAUUCUAAAUUAUUAGUUAGAGAUUAAUUUCAACUCAGCAUUUGCCAUAAAAUCAUAUUAGUUAUACCAAAAUAUCUUUCAGGAUUGAAUGUUUAUUAUUUUCUUUUAUAUGUUAUUGUGUUAUAAAUGCUUACUUUAUAAGGAUGUAUAGGGGGAUUGUUUAUUUUAUAAGGAUGUAUAGUGGGAUACAUGAAUGGUUUUGUCAGCAAUUAGAAGAAUCUACUGCAAACUCAAGUUUCUUCUUUAUAUGUAGCAGCCAAAUGAUAUUAAUGCAGCUAAGCCAUAAAAGUAGGUGAAUUUUUUAUAGUGUAUGAAAAAUUGAGGAAUUUUAUAAUAUGCAAGGUUUUAUGACUUAGUAGCAUUUAAUUUUUUUCUACCCUUUCAGAUAAAUUUCAAUUAAAUAUUUUAACAAAUAACAUCUUAUUAUUUUGAUAGUGGCCAACAUUUUGGAAUGACUUUAUUUCUAAUUAACUGUAGUUUAUUGAUAUUCACUUAAAUGUGUUAUUUUUAUUUGGUUACUUUCAUAUCACCCUAAAUUUAAAGCAUAUUUACUAUAAUUCAAUGCAUACGUCCAAAGUGUAUGUUGUUUGUUGUGACCAUUCUUGUGAUUCUGGAAUUGUGAAAUAUUAAAAGAUUAAUUCGAAUAAAUCGAACAAGCAUUUUGCGUUUUCAAUGAGCUUUAUUGAUCCGAGUGUAUGUAAAUUUUCUGAAUUUUUAUUUGUAUUGUGUAUGAAGUUUUAUUUGUAUACAAUAAAAUUUAUAAACCAA